This is a messenger RNA of Varanus komodoensis (Komodo dragon), 1723 nucleotides long. It is a transcript of the gene FUT7, whose product is annotated as fucosyltransferase 7. The transcript has 3 exons. NCBI's taxonomy places the organism in Eukaryota, Metazoa, Chordata, Lepidosauria, Squamata, Varanidae. Gene Ontology annotation, molecular function: alpha-(1->3)-fucosyltransferase activity. The coding region runs from base 352 to 1341 and encodes 329 amino acids. Gene Ontology annotation, cellular component: membrane. The record is from RefSeq and is a predicted model, not a curated record.
GAGAAAUCCGGCCCCCUCUCACCGCCACAAGCCGGGUGCCACAUGCCCUGAGUGCGGGCUGCCAGAGCAUCUGUGACCACCUUCGGCUGCCGUUUCCAGGAUCAGUCGCAGUGCCAUGUCUCAGUCAUGAGGGAGGUGUCAAAACCACACUAAAGCUGAACCGUUCCAGGAAACAGCUGUAUAACCAAGACCAAGACACGGCCAUUCGGAGGAAAGACCUGGGACCCUGUGUCCAGCAGAAAAAGAGCUCCCGAAAUCGCCUCCCUCCGCUGAGGAGAAGGCGUGCUGAGCCGAGCCCACGAGAGGAAGGGGCGCCUCCCCUGAGCGGCGAGGCCGGUGCGUCGCUGUCCCAUGGCCUCCGAGCUGGCGAGGCUGCUCCUCGCGUGCCUCUUCGGCACCAUCUCGCUCCGGUCGCCAUCUGGCUACGCUGGAGGAGCUCCCAAGCCCCUGCUGGUCCUGAUUUGGGACUGGCCCUUCAGGCAGGCCUUGAACCUCAGCGGCGACGUCUGUGCCACCCUCUACGGCAUAGAGGGCUGCUGGCUGACGGGGGACCGCAGCCGCUACGCCCAGGCUGACGUGGUGGCCUUCCACGCCAGGGAGCUCCAGCAGAGCAGGUCCGGGCUGCCAAAGUCCAAGCCCCACCCGGGGCAGAAGUGGGUCUGGGUCUCCCUGGAGUCCCCCAGCCACACCCACACGCUGUCAGGCUGGGGAGGGACGGAGUGGAACUGGGUCAUGACGUACCGGCAGGACUCCGACAUCUUUGUCCCGUACGGGCAGCUCGUGCCUCGGGGCUCAGCCACCGUGGCCAUCCCGGAGAAAACCGGGCUGGCGGCCUGGGUGGUGAGCAACUACCACCACAGCCAGGAGAGGGCCCGGGUGCACCGCCGCCUGGCCAGGCACAUCCGGGUGGACGUCUUCGGGAAGGCGAGCGGGAAGCCGCUCUGCCCGGCCUGCCUGCUGCCCACCAUCGCCAAGUACAAGUUCUACCUCGCCUUCGAGAACAGCCUCGCCAAGGAUUACAUCACGGAGAAGCUCUGGAGGAACUCGCUCCUGGCCGGCACGGUGCCGGUGGUCCUGGGCCCGCCCAGAGCCAACUACGAGCGGUUCCUGCCCGCAGGGGCCUUUAUCCACGUGGACGAUUUUGGCUCUGCCGAGCAGCUCGGCCGCUUCCUGGCCACCAUGAACGAGAGCAGCUACAGGCGCUUCUUCGAGUGGAGGCGCAGCCACGCGGUCAAGCUGUACGACGACUGGCGGGAGCGGUUCUGCCUCGUGUGCCGCCAGUACCCCAGCCUGCCCCAGGAGAAGGUCUACCCCAGCCCGGAGAGCUGGUUCCGGAAUUAGCCGCCGGCCAGCCCGAAGCAUCCCCGCUGGGCAGGGGGCCCCUCGUGGUCAACCGUGGGGUCCGGUUCAGAGGCGGCACUGGCAGCACCAUCGCCCCAUGGCUCCGGGUUCCCUUCGCGGGCAGGCCCAGCGGCUCUUCUGGGCCCUGUCCGACCUUUUCUGCACCGGCUGCCUGCCUGGCCGCCCGGGUCCCCAGCCGCGCUCUUUCCCAGGCAGAUCCCUGUGCUCAGCUCCACUCUCUGCAGCCCCCCGCCCGGACCCUGCCCUGCCUCGCCGCUCCUGGCAUAGCCCGCCGGGCUGGCCCUCCGCUCCCGCUCACAUGCAGCCGCCGUGCCCUGGCUCCACCAAGCCUCACGGUUCCUCUUUGGUUUCGGGGAGAUAC